CACCUUUCGAUUUAGUUUUGUAGUGUCUCUGACUUCGGUGAUCGGCAGUAACUUAAAAUGUAAACUUAUAAAGCGCCGCUGCAGUCACAUUCAAGGCUUCAGUAGUGUCUCUUAACGCCGCGCUGUGUUGUACCUCAUUCGGUUUGUUUUUUGCGACGGCAGAAUUUAGUACUUGAAUACAUUUUUCUUAUAAAUUAAAGCAAUGGAUCUGUUAAGUUUAAUAAUAAUUUCACUUAUUUUGUGCUCAAGCGCCAAUGAGGCGGAAAUUGACGAGGAAGCAACGAUCUUGUACAAAAUCGAGCCAUUACCAAACUCUUACGCCCACUUCGGUGAAGGUCCUCACUGGGAUAUCGAGACGCAGAGUCUCUACUAUGUCGAUAUUGAUGCUGGCAAAAUAUUACGCUAUGACUACCAGCAGAACAAGGUGUACCAUAGCAAAAUCGAGGGUAUAGCUCUAGCCUCCUUCAUCGUGCCCAUUGAGGGUCAGAGUGGCAAGUUUGUCGUUGGAUCCGGACGCAGUGUAAUAGUUGUUUCAUGGGAUGGUGUUUCCGAGACAAGCAAAGUAGAUCGCGUACUCUUUUCAGUGCUACCCGGUGAAAAAUAUGUUGUUUAUCGCUUUAACGAUGGCAAAGCCGAUCCACGCGGUCGCCUCUUUGCCGGCACUAUGCGUUAUGAGGGCGAUGUGCUUAAUGAUCGUUCGAACGAAUUGUACAAAUAUGAAAAGGGUAGCAAAGUAACGGUGGUGAAGACGGAUGUGAGCAUUUCCAAUGGUUUGGCUUGGAACGAGCAGACGAAGAAAAUGUACUAUAUUGACACGUCCGACUGUAACGUGAAAGAGUACGAUUAUGACUUUGAUGCCGGUGUACCAAGUAACCCAAAAGUUGUUUUAAAUUUGUGUAACUCGAACCCGCAGGACAAUCUGUGGCCCGACGGUUUAACCAUUGACAGCAAAGGAAAUCUCUAUGUUGCCAUAAACAAUGGACAUGCCAUUUACAAGGUCAACCCAAGCACCGGCAUAGUUCUUCUGGAAAUCAAGUUCCCCACCAAGCAAAUUACUUCAGCCGCCUGGGGUGGUCCCAAUCUCGAUAUUUUGUAUGUGACCACAUCGGCUUCACCUAACCUACCCGCACCGGCUGGCACCACUUACAAAGUUACCGGCUUAGGCGCGAAGGGUUUACCAAUGUCAAAGGUUCAACUUUAAUUGUAGUUGUUAUUCCCUGGUAAAAUAAUAGAUUUGAAGCAAUUAAUAACAUAUUUGUAAAAGAUAUAACUGAGGUUUAGUAAAUGUAAGUUGUUUCUG
Messenger RNA from Anastrepha ludens (Mexican fruit fly), 1300 nucleotides. RefSeq names its product regucalcin-like. Lineage: Eukaryota; Metazoa; Arthropoda; Insecta; Diptera; Tephritidae. Gene Ontology annotation, biological process: L-ascorbic acid biosynthetic process. The transcript is spliced from 4 exons. Bases 203 to 1201 code for a protein of 332 amino acids. Gene Ontology annotation, molecular function: gluconolactonase activity; calcium ion binding. The record is from RefSeq and is a predicted model, not a curated record.